AUGGCUACCCUGGAAUGCUUCCACCUGUUCUCCCUGCUACCUUCCGAAAUCAGGCUGGACAUUUGGCAGCACACUUGUUGUCAUCCGCGGGUGGUUGAGGUAUACUACGAUGCCGUGGUAGACGAAUGUAUAACCAAGACGACACAGCCGGCAGUUCUGUACACGUGCGCUGAGUCUAGACGCGAGGCUCUGCGACUAUACAAACCCUUGUUUGGUACGAUCUCGGCCGACGCAAGAAUUUACUUCCACCCUGAGCAAGAUACUCUUUAUCUGCCGCGACCGACACAUAUGGGAUACGACGACAACGCAAGGGAUUUCGCGCAAUUGGUUACUGGUGCCUCUGAUAUUAAAAACCUGGCACUCGAUCAUGUCAAUCCUUCUAUCAGGCGCCCUUGGGAAACUUACAAUAAGUAUGCCUUGAUGCAAAGCUUUCCGAAAGUGAUGGAGGUUUAUCUUGUCCUUGAGACAAAUACUGGCCAUGAUUCCGAUGAGCGAAGGACAAAGCAUAGCUUCUUGAAACUCGCUGAGCCAAUUGCCGAUGCUAGAGACGUAUGCAAAUUACUUCAAGAUGUGAAAUCGUCUUUCAGCUACGAGGCUGGCGCAAACUUUGGAAUUGACCAGAAGGACAAAAACCUACCGGAGCCACCGGCAUUGGUUCUCAAAUCGAAAGUGGCAACCGACUAUCUUCGACUCUUAUGA
Truncatella angustata is the source of this 699-nucleotide messenger RNA. RefSeq lists its product as uncharacterized. NCBI's taxonomy places the organism in Eukaryota, Fungi, Ascomycota, Sordariomycetes, Amphisphaeriales, Sporocadaceae. The record is from RefSeq and is a predicted model, not a curated record. Bases 1 to 699 code for a protein of 232 amino acids. The transcript has a single exon.